Porites lobata is the source of this 603-nucleotide messenger RNA. The record is from the annotation of a GenBank genome assembly. NCBI's taxonomy places the organism in Eukaryota, Metazoa, Cnidaria, Anthozoa, Scleractinia, Poritidae.
AUGAAGUUUCGUUUUUGUGGAGAGUUAGAUUGCCCAGAUUGGGUACUUGCAGAGAUAAGUACACUUUCCAAAAUAACCUCUGUAAAGAUGCGGCUUCUAUGUACUCAAAUUAUCAAGGAUCUAUUAGGAGAAUCGAUUGACUAUGCCAAGGUAGAAAAGCUGACAUCUGAUGCCAAGUACGAACUGUCUGAUGUGAAAGGAUCGAUCGCGGCAUUGUCGUUCAUAAUUUCUAGUGCUACUAAGUACAGCGUGGACGGCGAUUCUUUAUCCAACGAGCUGCAGCAACUUGGCUUGCCAAAAGAACAUUCUGUUGCUCUGUGUAAAACAUAUGGCGAGAAUUUGAUCAAGUUACAAGAUUGCUUCUUGGGGAAAAGUUUGAAGUUGAGUGGAAUGACAGAAGUGGAGUGGAGAGUCGAUUAUGUUUUAGGAUCCAGUGAAUUACAUGAAGUCUCGGAGCCAGAGGUUCAACUCAGGUUCAGUGAGCUGGAUAAAAACAGUGGGAGAAGUCAACCAGUGUCAUUCUCAAUGACGUCGAACAAAUUUAGCGUAUUCCUAAGCGAAAUGAAGCAAGCACUUCGCUUAAUGGAAGGAUUUCAAUCUUAA